GGAGUUUGGAGUAGAAAGCCAAGUGGAUGAAGGAAGUGGAGAUCUCCACCCUCCAGCCUUCCCCUGACACUUCUCACAGAUAUUACCGAGGCUUAUUUGGGGGACUCGCACCACAAAGUCACAUCGUGUCUUGGUUUCUAAAAAGUUGCCAUCCGCCACGAUAUCAGAAAUCUGUUCUUUCUUUCUCUCUUGCUCUGUUCUUCCCUGCUGCGGGUUGGUCGGACGCGCUCCAGGCACAGUCUCUCCAUCUCCUAACUUUUGUGCACCGGCUGUUGCGCACCGAGCUGGAGCUCUGCGGUCGCCGUUGGUCCUCCUCUGUCCCUCGGGGCUGCACUCCGCCUCUCCUCCCGUCAGAAGUCCCUGCACCUCGGAGGCGAAGACUGCCUGAUACCAUGCACCCCCGAGUAUCUUCUACCGGGCUCGUCGAUCGGAAAUAAACUCUUGUCGAGUUGAGCAACUUGCGGGACUUGGACGCGCAGAUCUCGUCGCUGCUGGUGAAGAGCUGAAAGAACAAGUGAUUUGAAGAGAGAAAGAGGACUUUUCUUUUUUCAUCCCGAGCUGUUUUUGUUUUUUAAUAAAGUCGAGUAUCCAUGAUGAGCAAACCCGCCGGCUCAACAAGUGGCUGUUUGGAUAUUCUGAACGUCAAAUCAAGUCGGAUUCUGGACAUCCCAUGCAAAGUGUGCGGCGACCGCAGCUCAGGGAAACACUACGGUGUUUACGCCUGUGACGGCUGCUCGGGAUUCUUCAAGAGGAGCAUCCGCAGAAACAGGACUUACGUGUGUAAAUCUGGCUCCCAGGGAGGUUGUCCCGUAGACAAAACUCACAGAAACCAGUGCCGAGCGUGCCGCUUGAAGAAGUGUCUGGAAGUGAACAUGAAUAAAGACGCCGUCCAGCACGAGAGGGGCCCCCGGACGUCCACCAUCCGCAAACAGGUCGCCCUAUAUUUCCGGGGCCACAAAGAGGUGAACGGAUCGUCGACCCAUUUCUCGGGCUCCUCCAUGCCCGGCCCUCCCUUCUUCACCACGGUCACGCAACUGGAGCCUCACAACCUGGAGAUGAGCAACGUGGCCACCACGCCGGAGAGACAGGCCAUCGUUGGUCUGGCACAGCCCACCCCGAAGUAUCCCCACGAAGUCAACGGGACCCCCAUGUAUCUGUACGAGGUGGCGACGGAGUCCGUGUGCGAGUCGGCGGCGCGCCUCCUCUUCAUGAGCAUCAAGUGGGCGAAAAGUGUCCCCGCAUUCUCCACGCUGCCUUUAUCUGACCAGCUGAUUCUGCUGGAGGACGCAUGGAGGGAACUAUUUGUUCUUGGCAUCGCGCAGUGGGCCAUUCCUGUGGACUCCACAACUCUUCUCGCUGUUUCUGGAAUGAACACUGAAAACACAGAGUCCCAGCGGAUGAAUAAAAUCAUGUCUGAGAUUCAAGCACUUCAAGAGGUGGUCACCCGGUUCAGACAGAUGCGUCUGGAUGCAACGGAGUUCGCCUGUUUAAAAUGUAUCGUGACAUUCAAAGCUGUUCCCACGCACGGCAGCACCGAGUUAAGAAGUUUCCGUAACGCCAGCGCCAUCGCUGCGCUACAGGACGAGGCGCAGCUCACUCUCAACAGCUACAUUCACACCAGGUACCCGACUCAGCCCUGUCGCUUCGGUAAGCUGCUCCUGCUCCUGCCCGCGCUGCGCUCCGUCAACCCCACCACCAUAGAGGAGGUGUUCUUCAAGAAGACCAUCGGGAACGUCCCCAUCACCAGGCUCCUCUCCGACAUGUACAAGUCCAGCGAUAUAUGAAUUUCUCGCCAUCUGUCCAGUGCGCAUGGAAAAGAGCUGAGCCGAAGGCCCAUGCAGAGACUCACCCAGCAGUCGACAGAAUGACAAAUCCUAGCAGAUGUAACCAUGGGUUGAUUUUUUUUUUUUUUUCGCUAAGCACAAAAUCUCUUUGGCUAUAUUUAAAAAAUAGGCUCCAUUGAAACAAAGACUGCAACACAAGCUGGAAUUCACCAAGUAGCCAGUUAACAGUCUAGUUAAGGAUUAGCCUGUAAUGUUCAUGAUAGAAGUGACUUUAUGAAACUGAAAGCUACAGUUUAAAUACGGCCUGAAGACUCUGGAGAGCACCUGUCUGACAAAGAAUUGUUAUAUAUAACGAAGUUUUUCGAGUGUCUGUGAGACCAAUGAGCUUGAUGACCAAUUACAUCUUUUAUUGCUGUGUUCAGUCCCACUGGAGGAAACCAAAAAAAAAAAAAAGAUGGCGCAUGCGUAAUGUGGGGGGGAUGCGAGUCGCUGUCCCUCGAUCCGGUGCUGAAACCAAACGCACGGGGGCAUCGAUGAGGAGGUGGCAACUCAAAUUAUAAAGGAGGCACAGAGGGCAAAGACUUUAAAAAGGAUCCGCCUGCAUUGCCCCCCCCCCAGCCCCACCCCUGAGUGUAAAAGUACAUUAAUCUGAAGAUGUUUGUAUUUAAGUGGUAACUGUCCAUGUUUGUGUUGGUGUGUCCUGUUUGAGGCGCAACAUUAAACUGCUUAGGUCGACUUUGUGAAGUUAGACACUAACACUGGAUGAAAAAUUCAGCACUUGGGGAUGUUUUUGUGACCUGUGAUGUUUUUAUUCUGCUGUAAAUACUUAAGAGUUAUAACUGUUUAGAGUUGUAACCAAGAGAAUAAAAUACACUGAAUUAAA
Messenger RNA from Hippoglossus stenolepis (Pacific halibut), 2667 nucleotides. It is a transcript of the gene nr2e1, whose product is annotated as nuclear receptor subfamily 2, group E, member 1. The record is from RefSeq and is a predicted model, not a curated record. The transcript is spliced from 9 exons. Bases 591 to 1784 code for a protein of 397 amino acids. Gene Ontology annotation, biological process: anatomical structure development; negative regulation of transcription by RNA polymerase II; cell differentiation. NCBI's taxonomy places the organism in Eukaryota, Metazoa, Chordata, Actinopteri, Pleuronectiformes, Pleuronectidae. Gene Ontology annotation, molecular function: nuclear receptor activity; zinc ion binding; RNA polymerase II cis-regulatory region sequence-specific DNA binding.